Molecule: messenger RNA, 917 nt
Organism: Aspergillus ibericus CBS 121593
Lineage: Eukaryota; Fungi; Ascomycota; Eurotiomycetes; Eurotiales; Aspergillaceae
Exons: 3
Coding region: 49-624 (191 amino acids)
Source: RefSeq, a predicted model, not a curated record
CAAUUUCAUCUAACAACGCAAGAUCUCUCUGACUUCGACUAAACGAACAUGCCGUCCUCAACAUCCCCCCACCCCGACCAACGAGGCAUCGAGCCGCACCCCGACCGACCCCGAAACCUCAUGACCGACGAGAUCGACUACGCGCCUCACCCCGAACACUCCCUCCCCAUCUCCCCCUCCCGCACCGCCAUCCAACAACACAUCAUCGCUCUAUACUGCGGCAGCGCCUCCGAAGACGACAUGAACGUCUACGCCGAGCAGGCGGUCUACGAUGACCCGUUCAGUUACUGCGACACGCGCUACAAAAUCGCCGGCCAAUGGUACGGCAUCCCGAAGCUAUUCUCCAAAUCGGAAACCCUCGCAACGGAGGUGACUUCGUCAACGGACCACGAGCUAGUCUGGAAACAACGUCAGCGGUAUACGUUCCGGGGCAUUGGGGCUUCCAAGAUGGAAGAUAGUCUGGUGAGUUUGAGAUUGGAGGGGACUGAUCCGCAGGAGAAGGUCGUGUAUCAUAAGGAUAUGUGGAAUGAGAAGGAUUAUGAUCAUGGGGGGUUGGGCGCGUUGAUGAAGAAGGUUAAUGGGGAUAAAUUGACGGGUAUUACGCGGCCUCCGGAGGGGCUUUAAGUUUUGAGGGGUGGUUUGGAUGGUGGGAUAGUUCGAGGUGUUGUUUGAUUAGGUGGUGUGGUGGUUUGGUGGUUUUCUCGCGGUGCGCAAUAAGGGUAUUCGAGAUGGUUGGGGACGGAUUGACAAGCUCCAUUGGAGAUUGGCAUAUGAAAUUUUCGACCUUCCUCUCUCGAUUGUCAUGGACCUCCAGACAGAAAAUAAUCCCCAGAAGCAAGCAGAGUCGAUAGUAACUGGGUCAUCACUACCAUGACAUCAUAGCUACCAAGAUCCUCAGAUCCGGAGCGACUACAGAC